CGUCGCCGUGAAGGAAGCAGCUUGUUGCUGCUCCUGCAACCCAAACACAGCUGAAGCACCUGGACCUGCCUCCCUUCCGAACAUCCGGGCCCAGAAAUGUCUGUCGUGCAACCCAACUGGGCUGCAGGCAGUGCCCCAUGGAGGAACAACAGCUUCAUCCUGGGAGGCAGUAGAGACCCUCCUCUGUCUGACCAGGGAGAGACCAUCAUUGGAGUUUAUCUGCUGCUUCUAGGUUGGCUGUCUUGGUUCGGAAACAGCAUCGUCCUCUUCGUUCUGAUCCGACAGAGAGCCACGCUGCAGCCCACCGACUACCUGACCUUCAACCUUGCCGUCUCUGAUGCCAGCAUCUCGGUGUUCGGCUACUCCAGAGGCAUCAUUGAAAUCUUCAAUGUCUUCCAGGACAGUGGAUACCUGAUCUCCAUCUGGACCUGCCAGGUUGAUGGUUUCUUCACGCUAUUGUUUGGUCUGAGCAGCAUCAACACCCUGACUGUGAUCAGCGUCACCCGCUACAUCAAAGGAUGUCACCCAAGCAAAGCACGUUUCAUCGACAGAACCUGCAUCUCCAUCUGUCUGCUGUUCAUCUGGACCAGCUCUGGAUUCUGGUCCGGAGCUCCUCUCCUGGGCUGGGGAAGCUACACAGACCGUGGCUAUGGAACCUGUGAGAUCGACUGGGCGAAGGCCAACUACUCUGUCUCCUACAAGUCAUACAUUGUCUCCAUCUUCAUCUUCUGCUUCUUCCUUCCGGUGCUGGUCAUGCUGUUCUGCUACACCGCCAUCAUAAAGACGGUGAAGAAGGGCAAUGCCAUGUCGUCGGAGGGCGACCUGACAGACCGCCAGAGGAAGAUGGAGAGAGACGUGACCAUUGUCUCCAUCGUGAUCUGCACGGCGUUCAUCCUGGCCUGGUCUCCAUACGCUGUUGUGUCCAUGUGGUCCGCCUGCGGGUACCACGUCCCCAACCUAACCAGCAUCUUCACCAGACUCUUUGCCAAGUCGGCCAGUUUCUACAACCCGCUCAUCUACUUCGGGCUCAGCUCCAAGUUCCGCAAAGAUGUGGCCAUUCUGCUGCCGUGCACCUCGGAUGCCAGGGACUCUGUGAAGCUCAAGCGCUUUAAGCCCAAAUCCGACGCCCAGAGAAGACACAAGGCACACCGACACGAGAAGAGGUACUCCCCUGAGCGCUUGCUCAACCAGGGUCCGAGUCCUGACUCAGGCAUGGGAAGUCCACCGCCUACACCGCCAGCUGUUAACCCGGAGUGUUACUACAUUGAUAAACCGGACCAGUGUGAGUUUGGCUCAGAAUACGCUUGUGAACGGCUGUGAAGGUUUUCCUGCUGGGCUCAAAAUAAAGGUCCGGUGAUGUCCCAAGAGUGCAGACCUGAACAGACCCUUAGCCCUGUCUUGGCUAAUUCCCGGAAGCUUAAGGUGGGACUGCCGGCUCACUUUUCCAUUCUUGGUUUGUUCUUCCCGCUGACUUUUACCUGUUCUUAUCUUGGGCGUUAAGAUGCCUUUUUUAGUCAGAAGUCUUUGCACAGAUAUACCAGCUUCACGGAGCUACUUCCAACAAAUCCCAAAAUAUUCAGCGGACUGGUCUGAUCUCUCCAGAACCCACCCACCAAACACGACUCCCCCAGGUUUUCAUCUCCCUGUAUCUAGUCGGUUCAUCACGGCCGAGGAUCAAGGUCUGACUCCUCUGAACAGGAACUCAAGGAAAUGAUGGAAUCAGAGUUGGUGCAGCUGAUUCUCAUCCAUUAGUAAAGCCUUCUUCUCCACCACCAAUCUGACAAAUUGUCCCAUGAGGACCAGGAUUCUGGUAAUGGUGAACCAGAAGUGCCCGACUAAUUACCCAGAGCCUGAACACAUGGAGCCCAUUACUACCUGGAAAUCCAAAGGACCAAGACCUAGAUGAGCUCCCGGAUAUUCCAAGGCCAGAACCAGGACUAGGAUCCGGUAAGACCAGGACCAGACUGGACUGACUGUACCUUUCAAGUCGGACGCUCUGACAAAUUACAUCAUUCAUCAAAGCUCCUUGUGUUUUCAUUGUAUUUUAUUUUAUCAUUGAGUCUUUUACAUGUUUUACUGUGAACGUCACAUGAUCAGAAUGUAGAAGACAAAGGUCACGUGUCAUGUAUAAAUACUUAUUUAACUAAUGAUAUUUAUGAGAUACAUAUUUGUUUAUAAUUUCAACUGUCAAUAAAUUUCUAUUUUGAA
Molecule: messenger RNA, 2208 nt
Organism: Synchiropus splendidus (mandarinfish)
Lineage: Eukaryota; Metazoa; Chordata; Actinopteri; Syngnathiformes; Callionymidae
Product: opsin-5-like
Exons: 6
Coding region: 97-1320 (407 amino acids)
Biological process (GO): G protein-coupled receptor signaling pathway
Cellular component (GO): membrane
Molecular function (GO): G protein-coupled receptor activity
Source: RefSeq, a predicted model, not a curated record